AUCACCGUCGCGCAUUUCUAGCUGCUCUCUCGCUUCCUCCACACUCAGUGGUUGUUUCAUUGGCAUCACAAGUUCUGAAGCUCCCAAGCACUGCAGGCACUGUUCGGAACAAGCGAGUCCGAGUGAGGUCAUUUUAUCGGUGCCAUCCUCCGUCGACGAUUCCUGCCUUCAUCGUCGAAUAUUCGCUCUCUCAGUGACCGAACUACAAUCAAGCUCGAGAACUGUGUCUAUCUCGACCCUCACGACGGACCUGUGCACGUGCAGGCCUGCCAAAUUGCGCUCGGACCCUUGCGUCGAUUCUUCUCACAGACCAUCAUGGGCCGCGAAAACCGCAUCGUCGAGACCGAAGACAUCCUCGUAACCCUCGGUCUAUCCCGCCCAGUCGCUAAACAGUACGCUCCGGAGCUCGAGAACAAUGACACCAUCCUCCUGGCCAGCGUACCCGCCUCAUACAUGAUCUUUCCCCAGGAGGCAGAGGACCUGCUAAAGCAUCCGGAAGAACUUCGCAAUCAGGGCGAGCUCCAUAAGGCCAUGGAAAUCCUUGAGCGCCUGCGGAAGGAAGUCUCCAACAUCGGUGACCCUCAACUGCACGAUGCCCUCGACAUGCGCAUCGCGUACGGUAUGAUGCUCGUGCACAUCGACAAGCACGAAUUCCGCGAGGCGCGUAUCGAAUGCAAACACGCACUCGCACUCGGGGAAAAGUACCCAUGGCUGGCCGAGGUACGUUUUCUCUUGGCUGAUGCUUUCGAUGUCCUCAAUAUUCCAACGCGAUGCUCUUCUUAUGAUACAGAUGCGCAUCUUGCCGCUGGACUUGCUCUACACCGCCUUGGCUCGCUGCUGUGAAGGCAUGGG
Molecule: messenger RNA, 852 nt
Organism: Schizophyllum commune H4-8
Lineage: Eukaryota; Fungi; Basidiomycota; Agaricomycetes; Agaricales; Schizophyllaceae
Exons: 1
Coding region: 316-843 (175 amino acids)
Molecular function (GO): protein binding
Source: RefSeq, a predicted model, not a curated record